Molecule: messenger RNA, 1500 nt
Organism: Astyanax mexicanus (Mexican tetra)
Lineage: Eukaryota; Metazoa; Chordata; Actinopteri; Characiformes; Acestrorhamphidae
Gene: fam133b
Product: family with sequence similarity 133 member B
Exons: 11
Coding region: 144-968 (274 amino acids)
Source: RefSeq, a predicted model, not a curated record
AGGAGUAUUAUUGGAGCGCCGCUGGGGGGCAGCAGUCUGAAGUCAGCAGAGUCAGUCAGAUAAAGGCGGUUGUGCCGCACAGAGAGCCAUGUAAACAAAGAGUCUAACUUCUGAUAUGCCUCUUAAAUAAUACAGAAUUAAUCAUGGGGAAGCGGGACAACAGAGUGGCGUAUGUGAACCCAAUAGCUGCUGCCAGAGCCAGAGGACCAACACCUCUUAGCGGUCCCACCAUACAAGACUAUCUCAGUAGACCUCGACCAACAUGGGAGGAGGUGAAGGAACAGCUGGAGAAGAAGAAAAAAGGCUCGAAAGCUUUGGCUGACUUUGAGGAUAAAAUGAAUGAGCGAUGGAGGAAGGAGCUGGAGAAAAACAGAGAGAAGAUACUUGGAGGGGGUGAAAAGAAAGAAAAAGACAAAGACAAGAAAGAAAAGGAGAAAGAUAAAGACAAAGAGAAGAAAGAAAAGGAGAAAGAGAAAGACAAGAAAGAGAAAAAGAAGAAAGAAAAGAAAAAAUCAAGUAGGCAUUCUUCGUCUUCUUCCUCCUCCUCAUCGAGUUCUGAUUCCUCCAGCAGUUCGUCAUCUGACUCUGAAAAUGAGGAUGAAAAGAAGAGUGUGAAGAAGAAGCGGAAAAGAAAGCGAUCUUCAGUGCGGAAAACGUCUGAUGAUUCUGAUGCAGAGUCAGACACAGACAGUAAGGAAUCAUCAAAGAGGAAGAGGAAGAAACUCAGGGAGGAGGGAGAUAAAGAUAAGGAUGAUAAGGGCAGUCGAAAGAAGAAGAAGAGUGCAGAGAAGAGCCACUCAGAGUCCUCAGAUGAGUCUGAAGUAGAGGGUGAUGUUGAAAAAAAGAGAAAACACAGUAGCGAAGAGAAAGAGAAGACCACAGACAGAUCGAAGAAAAAGAAGAAGAAGAGGCAUAAGAAACACAGCAAGAAAAAGAAAAAGAAGACCUCAGGAUCCGAGUUGGAUUAGAACGUAGCCGUAUAGCCUCCUGUCUGAAAGGUAGUGGGAAGACCUUGGGAGUGUUUGGAGUUCUUGCCUCAUUGCUGGAAAUCCCAAUGAAGUCUGCUGGAGGGACUUUGACUCUGGCUGUCUUUGGAGCGGUGUGUCUUCCUGCCUAACCAGAAUUAUAUUUGGAUGGAUGGAUGGAUUGAUGGAUGAGGUGUUUGAAGAGGUUGUGAGCUUGUGGGUUUUUUUUAUGUUUUGCGUGUGUUUAUUUUAUUUUUUUAAGCGGAAGGUUCUCUGUCUAAAUAAAAGCUCAGUUAUCUCAUUGGUUUUUAGUUGUGUUGUAAUAUAUACAUAUCUACAUGUGAUAUGUACACAACCUGAACUCAAAGAGGAACCAUCUAAAAGACUGAUGUGCUGGGUUAAACAUUUUUCAUUAUGCAUCCUAGUUAUCCUUUCUCAGUAUGUCAUAUAUUUUAACAUAUACACUUUGUGACAUUGUUUGUGCUUUACGAUUUGUCAAAAAGAGAGAGCUAGAUUAAAAAAUUAAAACAAUGAA